Molecule: messenger RNA, 306 nt
Organism: Lachnellula hyalina
Lineage: Eukaryota; Fungi; Ascomycota; Leotiomycetes; Helotiales; Lachnaceae
Exons: 2
Coding region: 1-306 (101 amino acids)
Source: RefSeq, a predicted model, not a curated record
AUGCCUUCCCUCGUCGAGUCCCUCGGAAACUUCAUCUCCUCCAUCUUCCACGCCAUCACCGCCGUUCUCGGUUCCAUCGUCGCCGUCUUCCAAUCAAUCUUCAAUGCCAUCCUCGGUGUCAUACAAACCGCGUUAUCGGCCGUCGGAACCACGAUCUCGGGUCUCGCACACACAUUUGAGGGUUUGGUGAAGUUCUUUUUGAGCAACAUUGUCGUUAUUGGUGUUCUUGUUGCUGGUUUCGCUGGGUAUACUUAUUAUCAGCGUAGUCAGGGACGUGCGGUCACUACCAACAAGAAGGUCAGCUAG